GGCAGGGGAGGGGGGGCGCCCAUUGUUGCGCCGGGUACUUAAGGGGUCCUGAGGCCGGUCGUGUGCCACACUCGGCGCUCACACGAGCUGAUCUGAUCGCCGGCGACAUCACUCGGGAGACCGGCCGGGCGCGUGGCCCCUGCAAGCGAGGCCAAGUUCCCCGUACGCCCCUGCGCCCUUCCGGCCCGCGCGCCCGCACAGGGCAGAGUAACCCCGGGCCGUUCGGGACGUAAGUGCGCCCCAGCUGCCGUGCCCUCAGCCCCGGCGGGCUCCUGCUCUCUAGGCGCCCUCUCGUCCGUCCGUGCGUCCGGCUCAGCGCCAAGAUGCCAGCGCCUCUGGAGACCUGCCUGUCCGACCUCGACUGCGCCAGUAGCAGCGGUGGCAGCGGCGGCCACCUGUCCGGCUUCCUCACCGACGAGGACGAUUGUGCCAGGCUCCAGCCGCCGGUCUCGGCCUCGGGGCCGCCCGCGCCGGCCCGCAGGAGCGUGCCUGGGGUCUCCGGGGCGCCGGGCGUUGCGGACGCGCAGGACCAUGAGCAGGAGCGGCGGCGGCGCCGCGGCCGCGCGCGCGUGCGUUCCGAGGCGCUGCUGCACUCGCUGCGCAGGAGCCGGCGGGUCAAGGCCAACGACCGCGAGCGCAACCGCAUGCACAACCUGAACGCGGCGCUGGACGCGCUGCGCAGUGUGCUGCCCUCCUUCCCCGACGACACCAAGCUCACCAAGAUCGAGACGCUACGCUUCGCCUACAACUACAUCUGGGCCCUGGCCGAGACCCUGCGCCUGGCGGAUCAAGGGCUGUCCGGGGGCGGCGCCCGGGAGCGUCUCCUGUCGCCACAGUGCGCCCCCUGCCUGCCUGGGCCCCCGAGCCCGGCCAGCGACGCCGAGUCCUGGGGUUCCGCGCCCGCCGCCUCCCCCUGCGCAGCCGCCGCCUCGCCGCUGUCCGACCCCAGCAGCCCGGCCACCUCCGACGACUUCGCCUACGGCCCCGGCGACCCCCUCUUCUCCUUCCCCAGCCUGCCCAAGGACUUCCUCCACACGACGCCCGGCUUCAUCCCUUACCAUUAAGCCCGUGGUAGACACGGCCGCCACCCCCGCCCCCAGGCCGUCGGGACCCCAGCUGCCUCCCGGGGGCGCCGGGAGGAAGCGAGGGCUCGAGGGGCGGCGGAUACCGGAGCCCUGCGCCCCCGCCGGCUGCGCCCGGGUCCGUUUGCGCAGCCCUCAGCCCCGGGGCCCCUGCUGCCCGCCCCAAGUCGGACUUGGCUUUUGCACUUUGUGAACUCCACAAAACCGCCUUUGUGGCGGGCCAGGAGCUGACCCCGGCCAGCACUCCAGUGUGAUUUAGAAAAGCGACGGAUCAGCCCCCGAAGACGAGGUGAAAAGUCAAUUUUACAAUUUGUAGAGCUCUAAUGAAGAAAAACGAGCAUGAAAAUUCGGUUCGAGCCGGCUGACAACACGAUGAAGAGGCUGGAAAGGGCGGCGACGAGGAGGGGGCUCCGCGCACCCAUGCAGACGCCGGGCUGCAGAGUGCUUUAAUUUAUUCGAGAUGCUUCGUUCAUAUGAAAGUGUAUUUUUGUACAUAAAGAGUUUAUUCUAUUAUUAUGAACUAUCAAAGUUUACAUUUUUGUACUGCAGAUGGUCGGUGUAAAUAAAAAAUAAGUAAAAUUAAAAAAAAAAAAGUCCCUGGUUUCUGGCCUACUGCUAGUGUCUCCAUCCCUCCUUCCCUACCCCCCAUCCCCGCCGCCGCUGCUGGCUCAGCCCCUGCUGUGAACACGACCCCACCCAGCUCCAGCCUCCAGUCCGGUUCCAAAACAACCAAAAAUAAAACGUGCCUGAUUUCCCCCAUGAGACAGAUAAAGACAGACCCGGGUGUUCGGGCUCUGUCUUUUCCUUUCUCCUUGUAAACUCCAGGGGGAUCUUUCAGGCCCCCGUGAACCAACCAA
Molecule: messenger RNA, 1939 nt
Organism: Oryctolagus cuniculus (rabbit)
Lineage: Eukaryota; Metazoa; Chordata; Mammalia; Lagomorpha; Leporidae
Gene: NEUROG1
Product: neurogenin 1
Biological process (GO): forebrain development; sensory organ development; axon development
Cellular component (GO): nucleus
Molecular function (GO): E-box binding; protein dimerization activity; DNA-binding transcription factor activity, RNA polymerase II-specific
Source: RefSeq, a predicted model, not a curated record